This is a messenger RNA of Physcomitrium patens, 2673 nucleotides long. Its product is annotated as UNC93-like protein 3. Gene Ontology annotation, biological process: potassium ion homeostasis. The record is from RefSeq and is a predicted model, not a curated record. NCBI's taxonomy places the organism in Eukaryota, Viridiplantae, Streptophyta, Bryopsida, Funariales, Funariaceae.
UUGCACUUUUUUGAGGGACAGUUUGGGGAUAGUCAUUAAACAUUUCGAGGGCUGCAACGGUGGGUGCCAGGGGCGACCGGUCAAAGAGCAAGUUCCAUUGGUCCAAGAUAACUCUCGGAAUAGGAAGGUUCGAAGGGCUUAGUCCCUGAAUUCCGGGCUACGUCACCCCAUUUUUGGAGUCAGAAAAGUUAGUGCGACGGAGCUUCAACACGGCCAAACCCUAUUAGGAAGUGUGCCUUCGGUCUCAUUCUUCGAAUUCUCUGAUUUUUUUUUGAUGCGAUGAAUGCUGAAGUAUGGCGUUGAGGCGUCCUCUAGGUGCGUCAAGCGGGGAGGUGAUGCGUGAAGAUGCCAUUCCCUGCGAACGCAUUACGCGCAUCUUUGCGACUGUGGCAGGGAUAGGUGGCGUGUUCCUUGCAUGGCCUCUUUGCCACAUUCAUUACGGUCCUCGAGUCACUUGGCCAAGAGUGUAUAGGUGGCAAGUCUGUGGAGCUGUGGGUUGUGCCGUGUUCAUGGGCACGUUUGCUCGGCUGUGGGAACCUGCCUGCGAGCCGCAGAAUAUAGCAGCAUACGAAAGUCAGGCUUCGUAGUGAUUAUCGUCCUUCAACAUCGUGACGUGUUGAGAGGAUCUCUUUCUAUCACAUUUUCCUUCAAUCCUUAGUCCUUUGCUUGAAACACUGCUAUCCUGAAAUCUUCUCCAUCGUGUUAUUGUCGUUUGUGUUUGUGUUUGUGUUUUUUUUUUUUCAGCGACGUCAGGAACCGUUGGUUUAGGUUGUUCCGUUUAUAUUUCUUCACGUUAUACAAGCUAGCGUUUCUCAUAAGUUAUGACUUAGAUCCUGCUUGCGCAUUAGAAGCAAGGGUAUCAAGUUCCUGGAAAGACUUCCAUCAGAAUUAAAUAUGACGGGGAGUUCGGAAGACGAUUCUUUCUUCAACAUACCACCAAAUCCUUCAGUGCCUUUGGGGGACAAUCUCCCGGUUCUGACACGGUCCGACUCAAGCAUUGGAAAUUGGAGUCCAUAUCUACGUGACUUGCAUAUCCUCAGCUUCAGUUUUCUCUUCACGUUUCUGGCGUACAGUGCUUUACAGAAUUUGGAGAGCAGCAUCCACGAGGAUGAUGGACUAGGAUCAACUUCGGUUGGAGUACUGUACCUGUCUUUGACCUUCUCAUCUCUUGGGGCUCCGCUCUUUGUAGUAUGGUUGGGGACUAAGCGUGCGUUGUUGGUCGGACUGUCUGGCUACUGGGUCUUCACUGCAGCGAAUCUUUACCCCACAUGGACUACCAUGAUUCCCGCUUCCUUGUUCUUAGGGUUCACAGCGUCUAUUCUUUGGUGUGCUGAGGGCACGUACUUGACGUGUGCAGCAAAGAGGCAUGCAAUAUCUUGUAACAUUUCAGAAGAGACAGCGAUUGGAACAUUCAAUGGCGAAUUCUGGAGCCUUUUUGCAUCAAAUCAGGUGGUGGGCAACCUCGUCUCACUUGGUUUGCUGUAUUAUGGGAAGGGCUCUUCCGGAUCAGGAGAUUCCUCAUCUGGGACUACAUUGCUUGUCAUCGUCUUCCUAGGAAGUAUGGCAGUAGGAACUACUCUUGCAUUCUUCCUAACACCACAGUAUUCAAGCUACUCUACUAUUUCAGAGGACAGCCUGCCAUUAACACCAGCAGGAAAUAGGGAUCUUGCUAAGAGGAUGUUCGCUUUGUUACAUGAGAAGAAGAUGGUGAUGCUCAUCGGGAUUCUAAUAUAUACAGGCUUGCAACAAGCGUUCAUUUGGGGAGAUUUCACUAAAGACAUCAUCACCCCUGCAUUUGGUGUGGCAUGGGUGGGAGGUGUCAUGGCCAUUUAUGGUGCAUCUGAUGCUAUUAGUUCUGUUGUUGCAGGUAGAUUCUCAACAGGGGUACCAGCAAUUGCUGCUAUUACUUGUGUGGGGGCAAUUGCUCAGGGCUUCGCUUUAACGCUACUCUGUUUUAAACAGCAGUUCGGGGGAGGAGGCAUUGACCUUUUACUUCUGAGUGGCUUAGCCAUAGCUUGGGGUGUAGGUGAUGCUACAUUCAAUACUCAAAUUAGUGCCCUGCUGGGAAUCUUCUAUCCUGACGACACUGAAGCAGCCUUCGCACAAUGGAAGAUAUGGCAAAGUGCUGCAACGUCUGCUGCCUUCUUUGCUAGCCCACGUACCGACUUCUUCAUUAAACUAUAUGUAUUACUGGCUGUACUCGUUCUGUCUAUGGUUGCUCUCCUCUUUGUCAUCAUGCGGCAGAAUGGAUCGGGUGCCCGAAGGUAACGAUCUCUUAAUAUCUAUGUAAUGUGGAUGGUUGAAUGAACUAUAGUUCCACUAAUACAGUUAUGACUGUGGGCCCUUAUGGGAGGAGCCUGUUCGCUCCCACCUCCAUCCUAGUAGAAGAUUUGUGUAACAGAACUACGUUGUGAUCACAAAGAACUUCGUCAGGAAAAAAGAAUCCUUAUUCUAGUCAUGUUCCUAGUCACUGCUCUCCAAAGUUGGAGGCAGUAGCUGCCUGGAAUGGAUAGGUGCGAAGCAUAAUCUGUAAUACCGCAUGUGAAGCCCAUGGCUCACUUUUUCUGGUACACGGAUUCUCCUUGUUUGGUGUUUUCAAGCACGUGUUACGGCCUUCGCGUCUUCAAACGAUAUGUUACACAGAAACUGGUGUCUUAUGUUUGUUAAAAUUUA